This is a messenger RNA of Lachancea fermentati, 882 nucleotides long. The record is from the annotation of a GenBank genome assembly. Lineage: Eukaryota; Fungi; Ascomycota; Saccharomycetes; Saccharomycetales; Saccharomycetaceae.
AUGUCAGGAGUGAAAAGAUCUCUAGACCAGAUAAGAAAUGCUGCAUUUAUAAAAAGACACAAAAAAGUUUGCAAGAAUCCCAUAGACGAGGAGAAGGGCAUCUCUAAAUGCAUAGUGCGUGUUCCAGUGUCCAUGUAUGUCUCUCUAGCACCAAUCUACAUCAGCGAACCAUUGAAGGGUAUCACUAAGCAGCAUCUUAACUCAAUGGUCAUGAAGUACAAAGACGAGGUCGGUGGUGUUGUUCUUGGUUACGAUAAUCUACAGAUACAAGAUAUUAGUCCAGAAGACAACAAAGAUACGAAAUUAGUUAAGCUCACGCCAGAUACCCCAUUUGGUUUCACUUGGUGUAGUGUAGACCUUUAUGUAUGGCAGCCACAGAUAGGUGACAUUAUUGAGGGCUGGAUUUUCAUCCAAUCACCAUCGCAUAUUGGUCUUCUUAUCCACGAUGCCUUUAACGCUAGUAUUAAGAAGAACAACAUUCCUAGCGAGUGGACUUUUGUGCAAAAUGAAGACACAGAGAACAUUUCAGAAAACUCCGAAAAUGGCUCAACCAAGGCGCGCUCACUUGGCCAUUGGGUUGACGAAAAUGGCCAGUCGUUGGAUGGAAAGUUAAAGUUUACUGUCAGAAAUGUGUACACUACUGGUAAGGUAGUUUCGCUGGAGGGUACCCUUUCUUCAGACCAUGAUGGCCAUCCUCGUUCUCAAGCCGAGAAUCUGCCGGUUGUUUCCAACAAAAAAAUCAUCUUUGAUGAUGAGGUUUCUACCGAGAAUAGAGAAAGUCAUAAGGAUCUGGAACUUUCCACAAUUGUCAAAGAGGACAAUGGCGAAGAAAUCAUGUAUGAACGUAAUUCUAGUGACAGCGAUUCCAGCGAUAGCGAGUAA